CAAUCAAUUCAAAUAUUCAUAUUUUUAUAAAAUGUCCAUUUUAUUUUUAAAGAUCGUUCAAAUAUGUCUUUGCCGCUUGAGGAUAUUCAAUGUUAUGAGGAGCUAGUAACAGAAUGUGACAUAGGAAAAAUGUCUGAGAAACCUUUGGACACUGAGGCUGACUGUCCAGAAACGGGACUUAAAACUGUAAAUUGGCGUGAGAGAGUCCCCUAUUUCAUGGGUCUUUGUCAAAAGAAAGCACAGACAAUGUCCCGUGUAAGUCUGGCUAAAAGUCUGGCUUCGGACAAAACCAAUUCUCAGUUCAGUGCAGAGGUUCCCAGAGCCAUUGAUUUGUCUGUGGUUCCGGCAAUCAGCACUGACAAAAUGCCUGAGCCAUCUCUCACCAUCACUAAGGCUCAAGGAAAGACAACCAAAAACAGACGAGAGAGAUCCUAUUUCCCUAGUUGUUGUCUACAGAAGGAGCAAAAGAAAGACAAACGGAGUUCCGUUUCUACUUUGUCUGACAAAGCUAUGUUUGUUGACAAUGUGUACCAGGACCUGCUCCAAGAAAAGGGAUCUGCCAUAAAAUUGUGCCAAUCAGUUGAGCAAUUGCACCUUGCGGUAGAGGAGUGCAGUGCAGAGAGAUUACCCCAUUUAUUGGGUCUUAGUAAAAAGAAACCAGAGACAAUGUCCCGUGUAAGUCUGACUAAAAGUCUGGCUUCAGAAAAUAAUUAUUCUCAGGAAGAUGUACAAGAGUUUCAGGCCACUUUAAGUCAAUGCACGGUGGCAAGAACCUCAUCCCCAGUGGAAUUGAUCAGCAAUGGGUCUGUGCAUAGUAUAAUGAAUGCCUGUCUCUUGAAAGUCGAAGAGAAUUCGGUCGAAUCAGUGUUGGAAUUGCACCAGGCAGCAGGCGAGUUCAGUGCAGAGGUUCCCAGAGCCAUUGAUUUGUCUGUGGUUCCGGCAAUCAGCACUGACAAAAUGCCUGAGCCAUCUCUCACCAUCACUAAGGCUCAAGGAAAGACAACCAAAAACAGGCGAGAGAGAUCCUAUUUCCCUAGUUGUUGUCUACAGAAGGAGCAAAAGAAAGCCAAAGUGAAUUCAGUUUCUACUUUGUCUGACAAAGCUAUGUUUGUUGACAAUGUGUACCAGGACCUGCUCCAAGAAAAGGGAUCUGCCAUAAAAUUGUGCCAAUCAGUUGAGCAAUUGCACCUUGCGGUAGAGGAGUGCAGUGCAGAGAGAUUACCCCAUUUAUUGGGUCUUAGUAAAAAGAAACCAGAGACAAUGUCCCGUGUAAGUCUGACUAAAAGUCUGGCUUCAGAAAAUAAUUAUUCUCAGGAAGAUGUACAAGAGUUUCAGGCCACUUUAAGUCAAUGCACGGUGGCAAGAACCUCAUCCCCAGUGGAAUUGAUCAGCAAUGGGUCUGUGCAUAGUAUAAUGAAUGCCUGUCUCUUGAAAGUCGAAGAGAAUUCGGUUGAAUCAGUGUUGGAAUUGCACCAGGCAGCAGGCGAGUUCAGUGCAGAGGUUCCCAGAGCCAUUGAUUUGUCUGUGUUUCCGGCAAUAAGCACUGACAAAAUGCCUGAGCCAUCUCUCACCAUCACUAAGGCUCAAGGAAAGACAACCAAAAACAGGCGAGAGAGAUCCUAUUUCCCUAGUUGUUGUCUACAGAAGGAGCAAAAGAAAGAUAAAGGGAGUUCCAUUUCUACUUUGUCUGACAAAGCUAUGUUUGUUGACAAUGUGUACCAGGACCUGCUCCAAGAAAAGGGAUCUGCCAUAAAAUUGUGCCAAUCAGUUGAGCAAUUGCACCUUGCGGUAGAGGAGUGCAGUGCAGAGAGAUUACCCCAUUUAUUGGGUCUUAGUAAAAAGAAACCAGAGACAAUGUCCCGUGUAAGUCUGACUAAAAGUCUGGCUUCAGAAAAGAAUUAUUCUCAGGAAGAUGUACAAGAGUUUCAGGCCACUUUAAGUCAAUGCACGGUGGCAAGAACCUCAUCCCCAGUGGAAUUGACCAGCAAUGGGUCUGUGCAUAGUAUAAUGAAUGCCUGUCUCUUGAAAGUCGAAGAGAAUUCGGUUGAAUCAGUGUUGGAAUUGCACCAGGCAGCAGGCGAGUUCAGUGCAGAGGUUCCCAGAGCCAUUGAUUUGUCUAUGGUUCCGGCAAUCAGCACUGACAAAAUGCCUGAGCCAUCUCUCACCAUCACUAAGGCUCAAGGAAAGACAACCAAAAACAGGCGAGAGAGAUCCUAUUCCCCUAGUUGUUGUCUACAGAAGGAGCAAAAGAAAGAUAAAGGGAGUUCCAUUUCUACUUUGUCUGACAAAGCUAUGUUUGUUGACAAUGUGUACCAGGACCUGCUCCAAGAAAAGGGAUCUGCCAUAAACUUGUGCCAAUCAGUUGAGCAAUUGCACCUUGCGGUAGAGGAGUGCAGUGCAGAGAGAUUACCCCAUUUAUUGGGUCUUAGUAAAAAGAAACCAGAGACAAUGUCCCGUGUAAAUCUGACUAAAAGUCUGGCUUCAGAAAAUAAUUAUUCUCAGGAAGAUGUACAAGAGUUUCAGGCCACUUUAAGUCAAUGCACGGUGGCAAGAACCUCAUCCCCAGUGGAAUUGAUCAGCAAUGGGUCUGUGCAUAGUAUAAUAAAUUCCUGUCUCUUGAAAGUCGAAGAGAAUUCGGUUGAAUCAGUGUUGGAAUUGCACCAGGCAGCAGGCGAGUUCAGUGCAGAGGUUCCCAGAGCCAUUGAUUUGUCUGUGGUUCCGGCAAUCAGCACUGACAAAAUGCCUGAGCCAUCUCUCACCAUCACUAAGGCUCAAGGAAAGACAACCAAAAACAGACGAGAGAGAUUCUAUUUCCCUAGUUGUUGUCUACAGAAGGAGCAAAAGAAAGCCAAAGUGAAUUCAGUUUCUACUUUGUCUGACAAAGCUAUGUUUGUUGACAAUGUGUACCAGGACCUGCUCCAAGAAAAGGGAUCUGCCAUAAAAUUGUGCCAAUCAGUUGAGCAAUUGCACCUUGCGGUAGAGGAGUGCAGUGCAGAGAGAUUACCCCAUUUAUUGGGUCUUAGUAAAAAGAAACCAGAGACAAUGUCCCGUGUAAGUCUGACUAAAAGUCUGGCUUCAGAAAAUAAUUAUUCUCAGGAAGAUGUACACGAGUUUCAGGCCACUUUAAGUCAAUGCACGGUGGCAAGAACCUCAUCCCCAGUGGAAUUCAUCAGCAAUGGGUCUGUGCAUAGUAUAAUGAAUGCCUGUCUCUUGAAAGUCGAAGAGAAUUCGGUUGAAUCAGUGUUGGAAUUGCACCAGGCAGCAGGCGAGUUCAGUGCAGAGGUUCCCAGAGCCAUUGAUUUGUCUGUGUUUCCGGCAAUAAGCACUGACAAAAUGCCUGAGCCAUCUCUCACCAUCACUAAGGCUCAAGGAAAGACAACCAAAAACAGGCGAGAGAGAUCCUAUUUCCCUAGUUGUUGUCUACAGAAGGAGCAAAAGAAAGAUAAAGGGAGUUCCAUUUCUACUUUGUCUGACAAAGCUAUGUUUGUUGACAAUGUGUACCAGGACCUGCUCCAAGAAAAGGGAUCUGCCAUAAACUUGUGCCAAUCAGUUGAGCAAUUGCACCUUGCGGUAGAGGAGUGCAGUGCAGAGAGAUUACCCCAUUUAUUGGGUCUUAGUAAAAAGAAACCAGAGACAAUGUCCCGUGUAAGUCUGACUAAAAGUCUGGCUUCAGAAAAUAAUUAUUCUCAGGAAGAUGUACAAGAGUUUCAGGCCACUUUAAGUCAAUGCACGGUGGCAAGAACCUCAUCCCCAGUGGAAUUGAUCAGCAAUGGGUCUGUGCAUAGUAUAAUGAAUGCCUGUCUCUUGAAAGUCGAAGAGAAUUCGGUCGAAUCAGUGUUGGAAUUGCACCAGGCAGCAGGCGAGUUCAGUGCAGAGGUUCCCAGAGCCAUUGAUUUGUCUGUGUUUCCGGCAAUAAGCACUGACAAAAUGCCUGAGCCAUCUCUCACCAUCACUAAGGCUCAAGGAAAGACAACCAAAAACAGACGAGAGAGAUUCUAUUUCCCUAGUUGUUGUCCACAGAAGGCGCAAAGUAAAGCCAAAGGGAGUUCCAUUUCUACUUUGUCUGACAAAGCUAUGUUUGUUGACAAUGUGUACCAGGACCUGCUCCAAGAAAAGGGAUCUGCCAUAAAAUUGUGCCAAUCAGUUGAGCAAUUGCACCUUGCGGUAGAGGAGUGCAGUGCAGAGAGAUUACCCCAUUUAUUGGGUCUUAGUAAAAAGAAACCAGAGACAAUGUCCCGUGUAAGUCUGACUAAAAGUCUGGCUUCAGAAAAUAAUUAUUCUCAGGAAGAUGUACAAGAGUUUCAGGCCACUUUAAGUCAAUGCACGGUGGCAAGAACCUCAUCCCCAGUGGAAUUGAUCAGCAAUGGGUCUGUGCAUAGUAUAAUGAAUGCCUGUCUCUUGAAAGUCGAAGAGAAUUCGGUCGAAUCAGUGUUGGAAUUGCACCAGGCAGCAGGCGAGUUCAGUGCAGAGUUUCCCAGAGCCAUUGAUUUGUCUGUGGUUCCGGCAAUCAGCACUGACAAAAUGCCUGAGCCAUCUCUCACCAUCACUAAGGCUCAAGGAAAGACAACCAAAAACAGACGAGAGAGAUUCUAUUUCCCUAGUUGUUGUCCACUGAAGGCGCAAAAGAAAGCCAAAGUGAGUUCCGUUUCUACUUUGUCUGACAACGCUAAGUUUGUUGACGACGUGUACCAGGACCUGCUCCAAAAAAAGGGAUCUGGCAUAAAAUUGUGCCAAUCAGUUGAGCAAUUGCACCUUGCAGUAGAGGAGUGCAGUUCAGAGAGAAUCCCCCAUUACUUGGGUCUUAGUCAAAAGAAACCAAAGACAAUGUCCCGUGUAAGUUUGGCUAAAAGUCUGGAUUCAGACAAAACUACUUCUCAGGAAGAUAUACAAGAAUUUCAGGCCAAUUCAAGUCUAUCCAUGGAGGCAAGAACCCUAUCCCCAGUGGAAUUGCUCUCCAAUGGGUCUGUGCAUAGUGUAAUGAAUGCCCUUCUCUCAAAAGUCAAAGAGAAUUCGGUUGAAUCAGUUUUGGAAUUGCACCAGGCAGGAGAGGAGUUCAGUGCAGAGGUCCCGAAAGCCAUUGCUUUGUCUGUGGUUCAGGCAAUCAGCACUGACAAAAUGCCUGAGCCAUCUCUCACCAUCACUAAGGCUCAAGGAAAGACAACCAAAAACAGGGGAGAGAGAUUCUAUUUCCCUAGUUGUUGUCCACAGAAGGAGCAAAAGAAAGACAUAGUGAGUUCCAUUUCUACUUUAUCUGACAAAGCUAUGUUUUUUGACGACGUGUACCAGGACCUGCUCCAAGAAAAGGGUUCUGCCAUAAAAUUGUGCCAAUCAGUUGAGCAAUUGCACCUUGCAGUAGAUGAGUGCAGUACAGAAGUCCCCAAAGCCAUUGCUUUGUCUGUGGCUAGAGUGAUUAGCGUAGAAAAAAUGGCUGAGUCAUCUCUUAACACUAUUGCUCAAGGAAAGCAAACCAAUAACAGGCAAGAGAGAUCCUAUUUCCCUAGCUUUUGUCUGCAGAAGAAGAAAAAGCAAAACAAUGCCGAACAGAGUUUCACUUCUACUUUGUCUAACAAAGCUAAUUCAUCUGGUCCCCAAGAAGUCCUACCCCAAGUCUGUGGCAGCGCCACCCCAAGUCUAUGUAAUACAACAGAAACUCAGUCCACAGCUACAGGAACUCCAUCUACACCCGUGGUUUUUUUUUCCAGUGGGUCUGUGCAUAGCUUGGUAUGUGCACUCCUCUUGAAGAUCCGGAAGAAUGCCGAUGGAGCUCCUCCUCAGUCAGAGCCAGAGCUGAUUGAGAAAGCCCUGUCUGUCAGUGGAUCUGUGUUGACACUGUUGGCAGAGGUCAACGGAAUGUCCGUUGAUGAGGAAUCAUCUACCCCUAGUCGGGCACCUCCUGAUGAGGUAGUUGAAGCAGUGUACAAGGACCUGCUGCAGGAAAAGGGUUCUGCGAUCAAAUUGCACCAGGCAGUGGAACAGUGCAGUGCAGAGGUCCCUAAAGUCAUAGCCUGGUCUCUGGUAAAGGAGAUAAGCACUGCUCCCCCCAAUGAAUUCCUUGCUGCCCCAGCUUUCCUCCUCUCCUCUGUCCUGCUUCUCUCCGGACAUCCAAGUAAGGCGAUCUCAUUAUCUGGAAAUGCCAAAUCGCUUGUCUCAGCAGCAAGUGAUAGUCUACCUAAGGAUGAGAGUCAGAAGAGGUUUGGCUUGUUGCCAAAGCUGCCUAAGACACAUAAAAUGCAGAAGAUGCCAAAGUUGAAAGCGAAGAACAAAGUGGAUCCACUGGCCAUCUCUUUUGAUCUUCUGAGAGAGGAUCCACUUGAGGACACUUAUGAUCAUUCAUAAGAGGCUCUAUUGGAAGGCACCUCUGAUGAUCAUACAAACGACUUACAGUGCAGCCGUCCUUUUACAUCACCUCCCAACCCAUUUGGAGAAGAACUAACAUUCUGGCUCUGGCACCAAAAGACAGUCUCUUUUCACUAGCAUUGCCAGCGUCAUCACCAAGGCCUUCACUAGAGCACUUCACCCAGUCAUGACCAGAUCUAGGACCAUCCGCAGUAGUAGUUAACUUGACCACCUGAUAAUUCAAGAGAGGAUCCACUGGAUCUUGGGACUUUAUGAUCAUCCAUCUUUGUUUAGAUAAACUUGUUAGUUCAGAAUCCAAUUUAUCAUUCCAUUGUUUUCAUUCUUAUGAGGUUGGUAGC
Salmo salar (Atlantic salmon) is the source of this 6695-nucleotide messenger RNA. The record is from RefSeq and is a predicted model, not a curated record. NCBI's taxonomy places the organism in Eukaryota, Metazoa, Chordata, Actinopteri, Salmoniformes, Salmonidae.